AUGUACUGGAGAUACCUGUUGGUGGCUCUUGUGGCCCUGGCCAAUAAUGUGGACUCAUUACCACGGUACAAGCAGAAUGGCCGUUCCGAUGAGAAUGAUCAUUGGGUUGGAAUUUGGGCAACGAUGCCUCAACUCGUCGAACCCGCAAACCUUCCACCGGUACCUUUUAAUGGCUCAGACUCGGUAUUUUACGAUAGUACUCUUCGCCAGACCAUUCAAGUUAGCCUAGAGGCAAACACAAUUCGUUUGAGAUUAUCUAAUGCGUUUGGAGUCAAUAAUCUCAACAUUACUAGUGCGGCUGUGAGCCGGACAUCCAAUAGUCAAGCCGGAACCAGUGUACUCCAGCCGGGGUCUACGCAGAAGUUGCAGUUUAGCGGAAAGUCGAGUAUUUCUAUCCCCAGCGGCGGCCUGGCUAUUACGGACCCAAUUAUAUUUCCAGUUCAGGCCCAGUCGGUUCUAAUGAUCGAUCUUUUCUUGGAGCAUGGGCAAGAAGGCUUCGCUAUCACGGGUCAUCCUGGAAGUAGGACCACGUCGUUCAUGAGUAUAGAUGACCAAGUCGGGGAGAAAAACUUGACUGGCUCUGUUCAAAGUAGCGAACAUUGGUACUUUAUCAGUGCAGUCGAAGGGCUUCUGAACAAGCGGGCUAGCUCCUUUGCAAUAGUUGGUGAUAGUAUUACGGAUGGUCGAGGAAGUACAACAAAUGCCAACAACCGGUGGCCGGAUCUGUUGCAAAAGAAAUUGAAUAGGGAGAAGGCUACAGAGAAAAUUGCUAUUCUCAAUCAAGCAGCAGGUGGAAACCGCAUCCUACAUGAUAGCUUGGGCCCGAAUGCUUUCAGUCGUAUUGACCGAGAUGUACUGGCACAGCCGGGGGUCAAAUAUGCGAUGAUAUUCGAGGGAGUGAAUGAUAUUGGUGUUGCAGGACCAGAUGUCAGCUCUCAAGCUGAGAUUGGGGAUCAACUUAUCAUGGCCUUCCAGCAAAUAGCAGCGAGAAUUCAAGCAGUCGGGAUAUUAUUUGGAGGAGCCACAAUUACACCCUUUGGGACACCGGCCAGCUCUAAUUAUACCCAGCCUUACUCGGAUUCAGAACGAGAAAAAACUCGCCAAAAGGUCAAUUCUUUUAUCAGGAAUAGUGGGAUCUUUGACUUUGUACUCGAUUUCGACCAUGUGUUGCACGAUCCGCAGAACCAGUCUGUGCUUUUGGGGAAAUUUGAUUCAGGAGACCAUCUCCACCCCAACGAAGCGGGAUAUCAGGCGAUUGCUGAUUAUUUCCCUUCUGAUUCCAAGGUUUUCUGUAGUGAUCAAAGCUGUGUAUGA
This is a messenger RNA of Penicillium manginii, 1314 nucleotides long. RefSeq names its product SGNH/GDSL hydrolase family protein. The record is from RefSeq and is a predicted model, not a curated record. Lineage: Eukaryota; Fungi; Ascomycota; Eurotiomycetes; Eurotiales; Aspergillaceae. The coding region runs from base 1 to 1314 and encodes 437 amino acids. The transcript has 4 exons.